This is a messenger RNA of Carassius gibelio (silver crucian carp), 5337 nucleotides long. It is a transcript of the gene lztr1, whose product is annotated as leucine-zipper-like transcription regulator 1. NCBI's taxonomy places the organism in Eukaryota, Metazoa, Chordata, Actinopteri, Cypriniformes, Cyprinidae. The coding region runs from base 189 to 2540 and encodes 783 amino acids. Gene Ontology annotation, molecular function: protein binding. The record is from RefSeq and is a predicted model, not a curated record. The transcript is spliced from 21 exons. Gene Ontology annotation, cellular component: Golgi apparatus.
CGCUCUUCCAUUCGAAGCCGCGAGUCUGCGCAUGUCAGGAAGGCUCGUCUCCUCCCUCGACGUUUAGAUCAGAAAAGCUGGAAGAGAUGCAAAUCUUAUUUAUAUACAUUUCAUAAUAUUACUUCUUUCUACACACUGGUUGAGACUUGGUCCUUCGGCUGGACUAAACCUUGUUAGAUGUGAAUUGGAUGCCAUGGUUUCCUGGAGCCAUGUCUUGUAAAUCCAAAGUGGCUCCCAGUGUUGAAUUUGACCACAGCUGCUCUGACAGUGUUGAGUAUCUGACUCUCAACUUCGGCCCUUUUGAGACCGUCCACCGUUGGAGGAGGCUGCCACCGUGUGAUGAGUUUGUGGGUGCAAGGCGUAGCAAACACACUGUUGUGGCAUACAGAGAUGCCAUCUACGUCUUUGGAGGAGACAAUGGCAAGAACAUGCUUAAUGACUUGUUGCGGUUUGACGUGAAGGACUGCUCAUGGUGUCGGGCAUUUACGACUGGCACCCCACCAGCACCGAGAUACCACCACUCUGCUGUUGUGUAUGGAAGCAGCAUGUUUGUGUUUGGUGGCUACACUGGAGACAUCUAUUCAAACUCUAACUUGAAAAACAAAAAUGAUCUAUUCGAGUACAAGUUUGCCACCGGUCAGUGGACUGAAUGGAAGGUGGAGGGACGUCUGGUAGCCAGAUCAGCUCAUGGAGCGACGGUCUAUAAUGACAAACUGUGGAUUUUUGCUGGAUAUGAUGGAAAUGCCAGGCUAAAUGACAUGUGGACCAUCAGUCUUCAGGAUCGUGAGCAGGCGUUGUGGGAAGAGAUUGAACAAAGUGGUGAAAUCCCACCUUCCUGUUGUAACUUCCCAGUAGCGGUAUGUCGGGAUAAGAUGUUUGUCUUCUCCGGCCAAAGUGGAGCCAAGAUCACCAACAACCUCUUUCAGUUUGAAUUCAAAGGCCACAUAUGGACCCGUAUUCCAACUGAGCACUUGCUGCGUGGCUCCCCUCCGCCCCCCCAGAGACGCUACGGACACACCAUGGUGGCGUUUGACCGUCACCUGUAUGUGUUUGGAGGGGCGGCAGACAACACCUUACCCAAUGAACUGCACUGCUAUGAUGUAGACUCACAGACAUGGGAGGUCAUUCAGCCCAGCACAGACAGCGAGAUGCCAAGUGGGAGGCUGUUCCAUGCAGCGGCUGUUAUCCAUGAUGCCAUGUACAUCUUUGGGGGGACCGUGGACAAUAAUGUGCGCAGUGGAGAAAUGUACAGAUUUCAGUUUUCUUGUUAUCCAAAGUGCACGCUUCAUGAGGACUAUGGCAAACUGUGGGAAAACCGUCAGUUCUGUGAUGUAGAGUUUAUCUUGGGGGAGAGAGAGGAGAAGGUCCUGGGUCAUAUUGCCAUUGUAACAGCUCGCUGUAAGUGGCUCCGGAAGAAAAUUCUACAGGCAAGAGAUCGACAAAAACAGAAGAGUAAACUGGAAUGCAAUGAGGAGAGUGAGGAGUCUGGCUCAGGCAGUCAGAAGGACAGCUCUGGAAGGUCCUCGAGGGGUCCUCCUUUAUUGGAAGUGUCAAUCAGAGAGGCAGAUGCGCAACCAUUUGAGGUUUUAAUGCAGUUCCUGUACACUGACAAGAUACAGUACCCACGUAGAGGUCAUGUCCAGGAUGUGCUGUUGAUCAUGGACGUUUAUAAACUCGCUCUGAGUUUUAAACUGUCCCGACUGGAGCAGCUUUGUGUGCAGUACAUUGAAGCAUCAGUUGAUCUUCAAAACGUCCUGAGUGUGUGUGAAAAUGCAAACAAACUUCAGCUGGACCAGCUCAAGGAACACUGCCUGAACUUUGUGGUGAAGGAGAGUCACUUCAACCAGGUGAUCAUGACCAAAGAGUUUGAGCACCUUUCCACUCAGCUGAUCGUGGAAAUAGUGAGACGGAAACAGCAGCCUCCUCCCAGAGUCUAUUCGGAUCAGCCGGUGGAUAUAGGAACAUCUCUGGUUCAGGACAUGAAGGCUUAUCUGGAGGGGGCGGGCCAUGAGUUCUGUGACAUCAUCCUUUUGCUAGAUGGUCAUCCGCGCCCUGCACAUAAGGCCAUACUUGCUGCUCGCUCCAGUUAUUUUGAGGCCAUGUUCCGCUCCUUCAUGCCAGAGGACGGGCAGGUGAACAUUUCUAUAGGUGAGAUGGUUCCUAGUACACAGGCCUUUGAGUCCAUGCUGCGCUACAUUUAUUAUGGGGACGUCAACAUGCCUCCAGAGGACUCGCUAUACCUGUUUGCAGCACCUUAUUACUAUGGUUUCUCCAACAACAGACUUCAGGCUUACUGCAAGCAAAAUCUAGAGAUGAAUGUUACUGUAGAAAAUGUCUUACAGAUCUUGGAAGCGGCUGAUAAGACUCAAGCUCUGGAUAUGAAGAAACACUGCCUGCAUAUCAUUGUCCAUCAGUUCACCAAGGUGUCCAAGCUCCCCAACCUGCGAUCGCUCAGCCAACCACUACUGUUGGACAUCAUUGACUCGCUGGCAUCCCACAUAUCAGACAAACAGUGCACUGAGUUGAGCUCUGACUUAUAGUCUCUCCUCCCCUUUCACGUCCCAUCCCAUUCCUUAUGGACUUUCAUUUACGCUUCCGCUCCAUUUCCUUCCCUUUUCAUCCAACACCUCCUCCCAGCCCAUAUAUUACUGCCUCACACCCCCACUCAAUGAGAUUGGGUCCUGUUUGCUGCUUAACGUUCCCCUGGAUUGUGUUUACUAAAUUGUGUAUGAGAGACAUGCUGGAUGAUCAUAAAAUUGUUAGACUAAAAAAAAGUUAGACUACGUUUAUUUUUAUGUGCAUAUAUUUUGGACAAAUACCUUUAUUUGGUAGAGCACAUCAAAUCUGUCGACGACCAACGAUGUUGUUUAAUUAGACAUCUAAUUAUGUGUCCCACUAAGUAAAGCUUUGAAAAAAAAAUGUCCAGGUCAUUUUUCAUUUCAAAAAAGAAAUAUAGGUAUAUGUGACGGAGUGGCCCAGUCUUAAUUUGCUGGGGUAUAUUUUUAUCAAUAGCCAAAAAAACAUUGUAUAGGUCAAAAUUAAAAUUUUUCUUUUAUGCCAGAAAUCAUUAGGAUAUUGAGUAAAGAUCAUGUUCCAUGAAGAUAUUAUGUAAAUGUCCUACUAUAAAUUUAUCAAAACUUAAUUUUUGAUUAGUAAUGUGCAUUGCUAAGAAUUCCUUUGGACGUUUGGAUUUAAAGUUAAUUUUCUCAAUAUUUAGAAUUUUUUUUUUUUUUUUUGCCCCUUUCAGAUGUUUAAAUAGUUGUAUCUCAGCCAAAUAUUGUUCUAUCCUAACAAACCAUACAUCAUUGGAAAGCUUAUUUAUUCAGCUUCUCAAUUUCGAAAAAGUUACAUUUAAGACUGGUUUUGUGGUCCAGGGUCACAUAUUGCAUUAAGAAAAUGAACCCAUUUUAGGGCCCCAUAUUUUUUUUCCUUUUUUCAUGACAGUUAUGAUUAGAUUUUUUUUUUUUUUUACAUUCUGAUGUUUUGUUUCAUAGCAAGUGACGGUUAUGGUAGUGUGCAGGCAAAUGUCAUGAGCAGGCAACCACAGUACAACUGACCCAGGCUGGUUAUCCCUUUCUGACUCCAUGCUGUGACAUGGAUGGGCUUUUUAUUAAUGAGAAUCAUGGGAUUGUACCAUAGUGGUGUGUGAUCUGAUGGUUCAAAACUGUGGUUUAACAUUUUAUGAGUAUCCCACCAUGCAUUCAUUGUGUUAAUGAUAGUGAAAUUGUUUUUAAGAUGUAUUUUCAGGGAUUUAUCGGUAACGGUAGAUAUUUAAUAUCUAAUUGUUUGAUAUUGUCUAGCCAUAUAGAGUCAUAAUUACUGGUCCAAUGAUGAAUAUAUAUUAGUUGCUGAGAGAGAUAAUAAAAAUACAAAUUUGGGGCCCCAAGUCCUCCAUACAGUUAUGGUAUCAGCAGACUUUUUAUACAACAUUUUUUAUUUUUAUUUUUUAUAAAAAUUUAAUAAUUGCACUGUGCAGAGAGAAAAACCAACCUGCAGGAGGAGUCACAGAAAUCAUGAAAAAAAGGUAAUUUAUUUUUGGUCAAAUAUUCACUUGAACAGUUGAUAUGUGGCCGUUUAAAGAGAAAAGCAGUUGGUUCCAUGUGUCAAGAUGAUUUUUAUUUCUUCCAGGAGAGGUAUGUGGUUGAGAUUGCACAACUUUAUAUCAGACUAAAUAUGGACUCCAAAGAUAUUUAAGUGUCUUAUUAUGAAUCUAAAAGGAUAAUUCUUGACCUCAGCAUCCCAGUUCAAUUCAGUUGAACAGUUGAUGGAGUGGCCUGACAUCCUGCUAAAUUGGUAAAUGAGAUUAUGUACUGCUGGAAGUGAAAUUGAUGGGUUCGUUACAUACAGGAGUAUGUCGUCAGCAUACAGGCUUAUUUUAUGUUGGUAUGAAUUUGACUGAAUUCUGGUGAUACUUUGCAAUCGUCUUGCCGCUGCUACUUGCUCAAAGAGUGCAAAUAAUAAAGGAGAUAGCGGGCAUCCUUGAAGAGUAUCUCUUUUUCAAGGGAUAUGGCUUUGAGUUUGAGGAAAUUUCUUGUAUGACAGAUACUGCAGGAGACGUGUACAGAAUUUGGAUCCAGUUGAUGAAAUUAGUUUUGAAUCCAAAGUGACACUGUAGAGAAUGGAUACUCUACCAUGUUGCAAGCUUUUUCUGUGUCCAAUAAUAAUGCUUUUAUGAAAGGUGAUUUAUUUUCUGGCAUGAGGUUGUGAUAAGUAAUUAAAUUUAUUAACCAUCUUAUGUUUUCGGAGGGAUGCCUCCCUUUAAUAAACCCUGUUUGAUGGCUGUGUAUUAGACUUGUGAUGACAGUUCUAGCCUGGUUGAUUUUGCUUAAUUUGUAUAUUUACAUUGAUGAGUGAAAUUGGCUAAUAGUUGGCACGCUGUGUUAAGUCUUUAUUCGGUUUUGGGAUAAAAGUGAUCUAAGCAGUGUUCAUAUAAUAUGGUAUGUUUCCAGUUUCCAAUAAAUUUCUUAGGAAUGGGAGAGAGGACAGAGACGGAGAGGCUAAAAUUCCCUUUUUGCAUUACUGUAAUGAGAAUGUAUAAAAUUAUAUUAUGAUUAUGUGAUUAUAUAUGAUAUUUUUUCCUCAAUAUUUGUGAUGAAAUAUGACCUAGACUUGAUCUACUGCACUUUAUGAAUAUGGUAGUACUUUAUUUGUUCCUGAACCUUGUAGUGAUUCUGUGAUGCUUUUGUUAUCCUGAAUUAUGUCAAUGCUCGUUAUUAUGCACUUAUGGCAUAAUAUAAUUAUAUUAGCGGAUCAUCACAACAGCCAAUGUUAAGACUCAUGUACAGUAUUGUUCAAAAUAAUAGCAGUACAAUGUGACUAACCAGAAUAAUCAAGGUU